This is a messenger RNA of Engraulis encrasicolus (European anchovy), 2794 nucleotides long. Its product is annotated as moesin-like. NCBI's taxonomy places the organism in Eukaryota, Metazoa, Chordata, Actinopteri, Clupeiformes, Engraulidae. The transcript has 2 exons. The record is from RefSeq and is a predicted model, not a curated record. Bases 815 to 1597 code for a protein of 260 amino acids.
CUAUACCCGUGGCUAUACUCUGUGACAUUGUAACUAUGUGUAACAUUGUGACUAUGUAACAUUUACACACAAGAAAGCAAUACAUCAAGGGAUCACUAGGGGAGUGAUUAAAAUAGAAGAUUGAUUGAUUACAAUGAUGAAGAUAUAUAAAAGAUUGAUUUCAAUAUUUAAAGGGAGCAACAUACACCUUUUUUGAAGAAGGUAUGGUAGUUCGGAUGUUGGUGGCUAGCUUUAUUAGCCACAGUAUAGCGACGAACAGCAGCGGGCUAUGGACGAAGCUGAAGCUGCAGCCACAACAGUCGAGGCAGACAACCUGGACACAGAACAAGAGUCUGACUGCUGACAAGAAUUCCAGGGGUGCGAAACUCGGUAGAAGUACGACAUGCAUUAAGGGCUACGUAUCUUGCUCAGGGAUACAUCGAUGGGGUCAGACAGGGCGGGGCUCAAACCUGCAACCUUCUGGUUGCCGAACGGCUCCUCUUCCACCUUCGCCAGGCGCAGCCAAUGAGGCCUAGCCUGGUACAUUUUUAGUUCUGACGAUCUGGAUUCAAAGCCUCAACCCCUCCCUUGCUAGCGCAGGACUGAGGUGAUCUUAAUCUGAACUAUGAAAAAAAUGUUGAUGAGAGUGUAAACGAAACAGAGAGAGUCUAACAGACAUAGCAAAAUGGAAACACAUCCCGUAGUAAGGACGACUCACCUGCCUGGAUGAACUGGCUAAUGAUAAUCAGGGGAGUUUUGCUAUAUACAGUGCGUACUGUGUAGAGAGCUGACCGCUUCACUUCAUUUGAUUGGCUUCAGCUUCACGAAUAAGAAGAUGCUUAUGUAUUUCUGUCAAAGCCUCAAAAACAUGGCCAGAGCUGACCCUCUGACGCAAGAAAAGGAGAAAAAGAUUCGUGCUGAAGAGCAAAAGAAAAGAGAAGACUUGAAGAAAGAGAUUCGUGCCGAAGAGCAGAAGAAAAGAGAGGACUUUGAGAAAGAGCUGGGAGAUGCCAAGCUGGAGCGGGACAAGCUGAAGACGCAGCUGGAAGAUGUGACACAAGAGCUGGGAGAUGCCAGACAGGAGCUGGAAGAUGCCAGACAGGAGCUGGAAGAUGCCACACAGCAGCUAAGAGAUGCCAUGCAGGAGCGGGACAACCUACAGACGCAGCUGGAAGAUGCGAAGCAGCAGCGGGACAACCUACAGACGCAACUAGAAGAUGCCAUGCAGCAGCUGGCAGAUGCCACACAGGAGCGAGACAAGCUGAAGAUGCAGUUUCGAGAAGCCACGUGGGAGCUGGGAAAUGCCAAGACGCACCUGGAGAAGCUCACGACGCAGUUGGGAGAUGCCAAGAUGCAGUUUAGAAUUGCCCGGCAAGAACGGGAAGAUGGCAAGCAGCAGCUGGGAGAUGCCAUGUGGGAGCGGGACCAGCUGAAGGCGCAGUGCAACAGCGGGCAGAUGGCGAGCUGCUGCAUCAUGGCUAUUGGGCUCCUCAUCUUAGUGCUACUGAUCUGCUGCUGCAUGUGUCUGGAACAUAUGGCUAAAGAGCCACAUGUAGAUUUUUUGCAAACUUUAUAUAGCUCUUACAUACCCAGUAAUAACUCGACAAUACACUCUUAACAUGUUGGGCUUAAUUGAAAUACAUGCUUUUAAUUGUAUUCAGUGUUUUGAAAAUGCAUGGCUCUCACGAAAAUGUCUUUCUAUUAUUUGUUUUUUAUGGCUCUCUCUACCCAAAAGGUUACUGACCCCUGACCCUACUGAUCUGCUACUGACUAGAAGUGAAAAUAAUAAUCUAUAUGCAUCAAUCCUACGGUCGAUCAUCGAAUCGCAUCGCAUCGCAUCUUGGGGCUUUCUUAAGCAUCGAAAAUAAUCAAAUUGUUGCCUUAAGAAAUCAAUAAUAAAGAUGUCAAGAUAUCAAUAUAUAAAUCAAGACAUCAAGAAAAAGUAUUAAUCUACAAAGAAUGCGCUUAUAGUAGAAUCACAUAGUACAGUGCACACAGAUGUGAGGGCACAAUAUAGCUGCUAGUAGCAAACUUGACUGGUAUCAAAUUCCAUCUUUCAACUAUCUACCCUUGCUGUUCGAAAAAAAAAAAAAAUGACGACUACUGGUCGAAGAUGGUUGACCUUGAUGGAUUACUCAAAGCAUUGCUAAACCAAGAUACCUAUAACCCAGCCAUAAGUAACCCUGAAUUACAAUGCACCACUAGCUCUAUGACCAAGCACUUAUUGGCUCCACACAAAUUAGUGUUAAAUGUCAGUUUAACAGUCAAAUUGUAAAUAGUACAUUUAAAGUCUAUUACACAUUUUGAAAGGCAUUAUAGAAUGGAGUGAAUAAACAAUAAUGCCCUAUUAUUAUUAGUAUUAUUAUUUUAAUAAUCAUUAUUAUUAUUAUUAUUAUAUAACAUAUGAAUGCUGGUCUGUGAAAAAAAUGGUUAGAUGACCCAAAAAAGUUAGGUGACCCAAAGACCCAGUAGUUGGGUUGCAGUGCUAUCAUUUGUGUAAGGAGCCCAGUAGCACCAUAUUUUGAAUCCCAUGCAGUGUUGUGUGGUUUGCUGAGCCUUGUAUUCUAUUUUUGUAUUGUAUAUAUAUGUUUGCUGUGCAUGUAUUUUAUUUAAGCCACUAGGGCAUAGACUGAAUGAAGCCAUCUCUGUGAAUAUUAUCCUCUUGUUUGUCAGUGUCCUGCCACAGAUGUCGUUAUUAAACAAGUGUUUCUAACUUUUUGCUAUUUAAAAGAAGAUUUGCAUUCUGACAAAAUAAAGCCUGGUGAAAAUAAAAGAGAAUGUACUGCUACCCUUAUUAUAUCCUGUCUCUCUUGUC